AGAGUUUAGAACGUGAGAUCUAGAGUACUAGAUAGAAUAGAUUACUAGAAUCUAGAUUUAGAUAUCCAUCGCUUAAAAUUAAAUAAAGCCUGAAUCGUCAAUAUAAUGUCGAAAAAACCUACUGUACAUUUAUCUAAGAAGAAAGUCCACGCUCAAGAUGUAUCAAGUGUAGUUUUGACUGCAGUUGCUCUUCAAGAUCAUCUGUCUCGAACAUUAUCACUGGGUUCAUACUGUGGACCAAAACAGAUUGGCUUGGGUCCAGCUGCCAGGGCUAAACAAAAACGAGAGGUGAAACCAGUUGUUGAUACUGGUAGAAGCAAAGUAGGAAUAAAAAGAAGAAAUGACGACAAGAAAGAAAGGGAAUAUGUGUUAGAUGAGAAGCCCCCACCACUCACAUUGGCACAAAAAUUUGGGUUGGUCAAUGCACCAAAGCAGUUGUUAUCAGAACAAGAGUGGACUCAUGUCAAGGCCAAAUCUAAUGAACGAGAUGAUUCCAAAGAGCCUUGUGUGAUUUGUAAGGAAGAUUUUGGCCUUCAGGAGCAAGUGUUGCUGUCCUGCACCCAUGUAUUUCACAGGGCCUGUCUUCAAGCUUUUGAAAGAUUUACUGGAAAAAAAACUUGCCCUAUGUGCAGACAUGAACAGUACCAAACAAGAGUUAUACAUGAAGGUGCAAGGCUUCAUAAACACAGAUGUGCAACAAAAAUUCAGUCUUGGUGGAGAGGGUAUGUUGUUAGAUGCUGGUACAAGCAGCUGAGACAGACUGUCCCUCCAAAAGAUCCUAAACUACGUAAAAAAUUCUAUGAAGAAAAGCUUACAGCAAUAGUUGACCGCAUGAUAAAAUCCAUUGAUGUCAACAUGGCAGAAUUCAUGAGGGAAAUUGAUGCUAGUGUUCAGCUAAGUAGGGACAUCUUUAGUCAGUGGGAUGCUGUACAUAAUGAAAUUUCAGCUGAAGAUUGGGAAGCUAUUCAACUCAAGGCUGUGUUGAGAGGAGAGGUGGACUGUCCUAUUUGCCUAACAGAGCUCCAGCUGGCUAGUGACUUACACCUAACCAGCACUGAUGACAAGAGUUCCAACAGCAGUGAUGUCCCUUUAGGAUUCAAGAAGGACCAACCAGCACCAAAAUACUCAACAGCAGGGGCAGAAAACAAGAGAAAAAACACGGACAAGAAACUGCUUGAAAAACUCAGCAGACAAGCACUGCCAGAUUUUAAAGGCCAGACAGCCGUGGAACAUUCUAGGGAAUCUGUUCCAUUUAAACCUAACCCCUUGGCCAGCUCGACAAAGAUGAUGGCCACAAGAGCAAGGAGCACUGUACUCUUGUCAUGUACCCAUGUGUUUCACACCACCUGUCUGAGAACACUGGAGGAGCUGGCCAUGGCUGACCUAAGAAAUACAUGCCCGGUGUGUAGAGCCCAUUCCCAAAAAAAGGUCAUCACCUACUGAUAUAAAAAUUAACUCUUUAGCAACUUGCUUCCCCAGAACUAGACUCCACUUUUGUAAAAUUUUCACAAGGUUUAAGAUUUUGUUUUCCGUAACAUUUUAUAUUAAGC
Messenger RNA from Physella acuta, 1550 nucleotides. Its product is annotated as RING finger protein 32-like. The record is from RefSeq and is a predicted model, not a curated record. Gene Ontology annotation, molecular function: protein binding. NCBI's taxonomy places the organism in Eukaryota, Metazoa, Mollusca, Gastropoda, Physidae.